CAGCGACGUACGGUGUUUUACUUUGGUGGGUGCACCGGACACUCAGGAAUUGAAAAAAUGGUUAAUGCGAUUCGCAAUCGAGCUAAUGCAUCAUCUAGCAGAGCUACACAUCCGUCUAUCUCAUUGUCUGUGGAGUCGCAUUCUCAAGGAUCAUUGUCUCCCUUGGAUCAAGAGGAUACCGUUCCACAAACUCCUGAUAGUAACAUUUGUAAAUUGUUCAUGUUUAUAAAUUAUUUCUACAAUAAGUUUAAAUUAUUUAAUAAGCUAAGUUGCAUAAUUUUUUGAUAAUGCAGCUUCAACCAACAAACAGAAUGUUCGAGGGGGCACUCGAGGGAUAGCUCUUCGAAAAUUAAAUAAGCAAAACAAACAAAAAAUGGUUGUUCACAUUGAUGCUAAACACGGAAGACCACUUGAUAGUGUGGAAUCAGCAAAGUUAUCUAGUGAGCUGGGGAUACUCUCUCGCGAAUCGAUGCGUGUACCGGCUAAAAUGGAAGGACUUUGAAAAGUCUGAGUUGUCGGUGGCUUUUGAUCAACUUGGUAUGCAUUUAUCCAUCGAUAAUCCAGAAGAGGAAACUAAAGAGAAUGUCUUGGAAUUGUUAAAGCAUCGAAUCAGACACCAGCGACAUAGGUUGAAUAAACAUUUCGGGAAGUUCACUUCGCUGGAGGAAGCAAUUCGAAAUAAACCUUACUUUGGAGGCUUAACUCAAGCGAACUGGGAAUUACUAUGUACUAAUCUUUUUAGCGAUCCUCAGUACCAAGAAAGAUGCAAAAUAAAUAGGAACAAUCGAAAAAAGAUGAUUACAAAUCAUAAUCAAGGCUCUAGGUCUUUUGUAGCAGCUCGCCAUAUACUUAGUAAAGAACUAGAAGAGGAGGAGGAGGAGGAAGAUGAUGAUGAUGGUGAUGAGGAAGUCGAUAGGAUAAAAUUUUACAAACAUUGUCAUUAUAAAGAAGGGAAGGGGUGGGCUACUCCACAAUGUGAUAAAAAUUAUGUGGAAAUGGAACGUCGUAGGACUGAAGUCGAAGAAUCUGGUGAGAAAGUUGAUGCCGAUAAAAUUGCUGAUGAUGUUCUUGGAAAAAGAUCUUCUUACAUUGUUGGACUUGGAUAUGGUCCAAAACCAAAAAAAAUUGCAUCAAAUUCGACUAUGAAAAUGCUUGAAGAACGUUUAAAAGAGAAGGAAAAAGCAAAUUUGGAGCUUAAGGAUAGAGUUGUUUCCAUGGAAACAACUCAUCAAGAGUAUGGUCGUCUCAUUCAACAAUUGAUGGAGUCUCAACAACGUUCAAAGUGGAGACAUUCUACUUGGCGAGAGAAUAGAAGUUAUGCACUUGGUGGAUUUCCUAUCAUCUUAUUCAAGCUCAAAGUAGUAAUGAUGUUUUAGUUUAUAUUUUUUAUUCAGGUUUUCAAAUUCAAUUUGUAAGGAAGACUUUAAUAUUAGGUUGUUAUUUUAGGUGUUUUAGAAUGAUCGUUUGAAUUUUCGUGUCAAUACUUAUUUCAGUUUAGUUUUCAUUUAUUUGGGAUAGUAAUUGACUGUUACUUUUAUAAUAUUUUAUUUAAUUUAUUUGUCUAUUUAU
Messenger RNA from Erythranthe guttata (spotted monkey flower), 1569 nucleotides. The record is from RefSeq and is a predicted model, not a curated record. NCBI's taxonomy places the organism in Eukaryota, Viridiplantae, Streptophyta, Magnoliopsida, Lamiales, Phrymaceae.